Messenger RNA from Prosopis cineraria, 1845 nucleotides. Its product is annotated as cytochrome P450 71A1-like. The coding region runs from base 77 to 1579 and encodes 500 amino acids. The record is from RefSeq and is a predicted model, not a curated record. Gene Ontology annotation, molecular function: oxidoreductase activity, acting on paired donors, with incorporation or reduction of molecular oxygen; monooxygenase activity; heme binding. The transcript is spliced from 2 exons. Lineage: Eukaryota; Viridiplantae; Streptophyta; Magnoliopsida; Fabales; Fabaceae.
CCAAGUGAUUGAAACGAUUUGGCUGCAUCAGAGCCAGAAACAAAACAGAAGCUCUAAAAUCCACCGCCCGCCGAUCAUGCUAUUUCUAAUUGUUCUUCUCUGCGUCGUCCCUUUGAUCUUCUUCUAUCUUCUUCAUCAACACAGAACCACGGCCUCAAGUAACACCCCUCCCGGUCCUCCAGGUCUUCCUCUCAUCGGUAAUCUUCACCAGCUUCCAAGCUCUGACCUGCACCUCCAUCUAUGGCGUCUUUCCGACCACUACGGCCCUCUCAUGCAGUUGCGUCUCGGUUCCAUACCAACCUUAGUUGUUUCUUCUGCAAAAACUGCGGAGCUCUUCUUCAAAACCCACGACCGCCAAAUCGCCAGCCGGCCAUCCUUAUUCGGUCAAAGGAAAUAUUCUUACAACUGUUCGGACCUGGUUUUUUCACCUUACGGUGAUUACUGGAGAGAACUCAGAAAGCUCUGUGUAGUUCAUUUAUUCAACACCAAACGCGUCCAGUCUUUUCGCGCCAUCCGAGAAGACGAAGUGCUCCGAAUGAUGAACAAGAUAUCAGAGUCGGCUUCUCUUAAUCAAGCUACCAACUUGAGCGAGGCGGUGAUGCGUCUCACAAGCAGCAUGAUUUGCAGAGCUGCUUUUGGGAAGAGAUAUGAAGAUGAAGGAAGCAAAAGGAGUCGGUUUCAUGGGAUGUUGAAUGAAGAACAGGCCAUGAUCGCCGCGUUUUACUUCACAGACCAUUUUCCGUUGAUCGGAUAUUGGGUUGAUAGGUUCAGGGGAAUGAUGCGGCGGCUCGACAAAAGCUUCAAGGAAUUGGAUGAUUUCUACCAGAAGAUAAUCGAUGAUCACAUCCAUUCAAAAGCCCGUAAAUCCGAUCAAGAAGAAGACUUCAUCGAUGUCUGCCUUGGAUUGAUGAAGGAGACCUCUUUUUCAUUCGAUCUCUCCUCGACUCGCAUCAAAGCCUUACUCAUGGAUAUAUUCAUAGCAGGAACUGACACGGGUGCGGCAGCGCUUGUUUGGGCGAUGACGGCUCUGAUAAAAAAUCCAAGAGUGAUGAAGAAAGUCAAAGAAGAAAUCAGAAGCUUAAACCCUGGGAAAAGCUUCAUCGACGAAGAUGACCUUCAAAAGCUUAAUUAUCUGGAGGCGGUGGUGAAGGAGACCCUGAGACUGUACCCCCCGGCACCAUUAAUGGUUCCGAGAGAAGCAACAGAGAGAUGCGAGAUUGGAGGAUAUGACAUAGAAGAUAAGAGUGUGAUAUAUUUCAACGUGUGGGCUAUAGGGAGGGACCCAGAGGCAUGGGACAAGCCAGAAGAGUUCAAUCCAGAGAGAUUUGAAUCGAGUUCUGCAGAUUUCAGCAAGGGACAAGACUUUGGGUGGAUUCCAUUCGGAGGAGGAAGGAGAAUCUGCCCAGGAAUUCAGAUGGGUGUAGUCACAGUGGAAUUAGCACUUGCCAAUUUACUCAACUCUUUCGAUUGGGAACUUCCCAGAGGGAUGAAAAUGGACGACAUAGACACUGAUGUUCUUCCUGGAAUCACCAUGCACAAAAAGAAUGCUCUUUGCCUCAUGCCCGUGAAACUAAUUUAGGAUCUUUCUCAUCAUACAAUAAUCCCACCAACUACAGAGCAAUGGGCAUAGUUUAGUGCUGUUAUUAUGUUUUUCUUUUUAAAUUUAGGGUUCAUGCGCUGUAUUGGGUGCGUGCUUCUGAUAUAAUUAGAGCCAGAAAAACAGGCCAAGUCCGUCGAGCUAGCCCGUUUAAGCCCGUAUAAGAGUAGGGUCAAGCUUGUAAAUAGAACUAUAAAAUAAUAAAUCGGGCUUAAACGAGCUGGCCCAUUUAAGCCCGUUUAAUAUAA